UUAUAAUAUUACGUAUAAUUUAAAAUAAAUCUUUUGCUGUCCAAAAAAUAUACAUUAUAUUAUUAUAGCUUUAAAGACUAAACUGUAGUAUUCAAUUAUCUUCACUGUGUCAUACUGUACUAUAUUAUACACUAUGUAUUUUCAUACAAUUUUGCCAUUUUGUGAUACUGGUAUCCUUAAUAUCGGAGGUUGCUAUUCUAAAUUUUUAAAAGUAAUAUUAUCUAUUACACCAAUCCUGAUUUUCUCCGUAUAGAUUUAUGCAGAAAUAAUAUAGUGAUAACAACAUUUUGAAAUUUUGGAUUGGAUAAACAUCGAAAUAAAAACAUACCAUUUAAUAUUAUAAAUAAGAAUAACCAAAAACAAAAAACCACCAAUCGAUCGAAAACGUAAACGAAUUAUCACCGGCAAUACCGUUUUUAGUGGAACCUCAACUAACCGGACCGCUGACUUCCGAUGAAGAGCUAACGUGUGUGUCAGACUUAAAAAGGUCGUGGCCAUCAGAAUUGCAGCAAAUGACGUGUUCAUCGAGCGAGAAGCAAUUAUGACCAUCGGGCGCAGAGAAGGUGACUAUGGACGUGUUAGCUGGUAGUGACUCGAUGGAGACAGUUUCUGAGCCGAUGCUAAAAAAAGAAAAUCGUUCCUUUUGACACUAGGGAGAAUACUUCUGAAUGUCGGAAGAAAGUAUUGUUGUUGCAGCGGCGGUGGUUGCCGUGAACGACGGGCUACAAACGCCUCGUCGGAAUAAAACUUUUAAAAACGAUGCAACAACGUGGAAACUUGUCUUUGGACAUGGUGCAGUUUUAUUUGCACUUGAUUUGACAAUAUUUGACGAUAAUAAGACUACGACGAGUGUCUUAUUCACCAGUUGUAUACAUACGUCGUAACCCGUAGGUCUUAUAGUAUUCACCAACUAUUGUGCCAAUCCUGAAAACUGUCCACUGACCAUCCGGACUCAAGUUACUACUGGUCGACAUCACGUAAAACAAAUUUUCGAUGUGAUUUUUGAUAUCCGCGUACAAACGGCGGCACACACAUGAUGCCCACUUCGAAGUACGGAUCUUUAUAAGCAUCGUCAAAGUUAAAUUGCAUUGUUAUCUCCUUCAUCAUCACGCGCCAUACGUAACCCCGUGGCUAAAAGUUUAUAAUUCACUUCGGAAAAAUGAGUAUUAUGUUAUGUUUUUUUUAUCUGCAAAGUUACUACUAUUUUGUUGAUUUAUCGUUAAUAUAAUAAUGUGGAUAGAAAAAUUGUUUAUUUGUUCUGAAUUACGAUUGGACUGUGUAAUUAUUAAUAAUAAUGAAACUGUUUUGUUGUUUACGGAAUUUAAAUACAUGCAAAAUAUUUAUCACUGUAUGUGAUCGGCUUGCUGUAGUCAAUAAUAAUUAAACAAUAAAAGUAUAUAAUACAUACAUAUUAUUACAUUUAUAUAAUAAAUACAAUAAUAAUGUCUAUAGACAUAGACUACAGAAUAUUCACCUUUGAUUCUGGAACAUAGAUUGUAUAAAUUUUAUAAAGGUGAAGUGAUUGCGACUGUACGCACUUGGCUGGUUAGCUUUUUUUCCCGUUAAUCAUUGGUACCCGGGUGGAUAGUUUUAUCCCUGUACACUCGCUAUGUGUAUUUAUACAAAGUGAUUCACCAAGUAUGCUUAUCACGAUUUUUAUCUAUAAUGUUAUGCAUUGAUUCGAUUUCGAUUUUUUUUUUUUUUAAUUUAAAACUAAAUUUAUAAUAAAGUACCAAAUAUUUUGUAUUGAGAAACAAAUGCAUUAUUUGUUAUAAUAUUACGUAUAAUUUAAAAUAAAUCUUUUGCUGUACAAAUAAUGAUAUAUAUUAUAUUAUUAUUAUAGCUUUAUUGACUAAAAUACAUUAUUUUAUUAUCUUUACUCAGACUGAGUCAUUCUUUAAUAUGUGGUGUAUGCAGUUUUGCCAUUUUGUGAUACUGGUAUCCUUAAUAUCGGGAGCUGCUAUUCUAAAUUUCUAAAACAACGGGUAAUCUGUUAUUUAACUGGCAUUGUCUAUUAUACCUAUUGUACUGAUUGUCUCCGUAUAGAUUUAUAUGGAAAUAAUAUUAUAGCUACAAAUAUAAUAUUAAACCUAGUGAUAACGAAAUUUUGAAGUUUUUGAUAAAUAUGGAAAUAAAAAAGUACUAUUUAAUAUAGAAGUAAAAAUUACAAAAAAUAAUAAUAAAAAAAUGAAAAAUGUAAUGCAUAAUAAAUCGAAUUAUUAAAAAAAAAUAUUGUAAAACUGUUGUAUAUUAUUUUUAGAAAACGCACGUUGACUAUAAAAUUUAUAUUGAAUUUUAUUUGUUGUUAAGGAAACAUAAUAACAAUGUUUAUAUAGUCUAUAAAAUAUAAUAAUUUAUAAUUUCAGUGCCGUUUAUAUUUCGCAGCAACGAAAAACUAGUCCUACUAAAAUAGAUUUUUGUUUUCAAUUUAAAACUUAUUUAUUAUACCAAUUACCAAUCAUUUAAUAAUGGAUGGGGAUACCGGAGAACCGGGAUUACUGGACGAGUUUUUCGAAGAGAUACGGUUUUCUCUCGAGUUGGGUGACACGACACUAGUGGAUAUGGACCUUGACGAAGACGAACCCGAAGACGAAGAUGAAGAAGUAGAUGAAGACUUGUCGGUUGACGAAUCAGUGGUAAUUGCGUCUGGAGGAAUGCUUGAUCAGUUAUUUGAACAGAUACAAUCGGAAUUGGAGAUGGAUCGCUCGUGUACGUCUACUUUUUUAAGUGACGACGACGAAGACGAAUGCAGAUCCCUGCUCUCAGAUGUCCAGAUCUAUCCUGCUACUGAAAUAGUAGCAGUAAGUACAAGGUAUUUUAAUGUGGAUGAGACGUACCCGAAUGUGGAAAAUAUAAGUACCAUAACUGCAGUGAUGGUAGACAACGAUCAAUCGAUCGAAAAAUUAGUCGAAUUAUCACCGGAAAUACCGUUCCUAGUGAAACCUGGGUUAACAGGAUCGCUUACUUCCGAUGAAAAAAUGACGUGGUCAUCGGACACAGAGGAAGAAACAACGGACGUGUUAGCUGCAGGUAGCGACUCGAUAGAGGUAGUUCCUAAGCCGAUGCCUAAAAAACGAAAAUCGUUGCUUGUGGCAUUUAGAAGAAUACUUCUAAAUUUCGUAAGGAAGUAUUGUUGCUGUAGCGGCAGUGGUCGCCGCGAACGACGGGCUACAAACUCUCGGUCGGAAUGAAACUUUUAAGAACGAUCACCAACACCGUGAAAACUCGUCUCCAGACACGGAGCAAUGGCAUUUGCACGUUAAUUGACGAUAAUAAGAUAAAGACGAGUAUCCUAUUCACUAUUUGUAUUAUUCAUACGUCAUAACUCGUAGAUAUGAUAUUCACUAAAUAAUAUUGUACCAACAUUUUGUCGGUGUGAUUUUCGCAUUUUUUCGCAUUUUUUUUUUCAUUUAUACACACAUAAUACUUACCUGGAUCAUUAUAUGUCUCGUCAAAAUUAACAUUAUUCAUCACUAUUAUCAUCACGCGCUGUUCGAUACUGAUCGCACUCACACACAAAAUUUAUACUCCGGUGCAUUACACCGCCGUCGUGUAUUGUUAUCAUCCAUAUAGCUGUGUUUUUCUUUUGUUUAACUUCACUGAGCGGGGCGGCGAACUUUCUGCACCUCCGUGUAUGUGAUGUCGGCCGCGGCUGUUGUCGCCGUUAUUCGUCGGCAUCUUAACACACGAAAAAAUUCAAAAACAUUAAUUUUGUUUUUUUUUACGACGACCGUUGUCUCCGUCGUGAACCCGCCGCCAUCAGUGCGCUCCAACCUUUUUUUGGCUUUUCUUCGUGUCACGCCCUUGCCGCGUACGCGAUUUUGUUGUUGACCAUCGGUGUCAACGAACGGCUCAUAUCGUAAAACUCUUGUGUUGUGGUCGUCCGUCCGUCGUACGUAUUACGACCCGUCGUGCAUGGCCAUAUUAGUUUCUCGUGCGUCUGUUCGUGCCUAUAAUAUACACAGUGCGAAUACCCCGACCGUCGCGUAUUUAAUUUUCGUUUUAUUGUUCUUCAUCGUCUUGUGCAACUACAUACGCCGGUGACAACAUACCUCGUAGGGCUCAUGUCGUAUAAAAUUGUAUAUUUUUUUGUAAUUUAUUAUUUGUAUUAAUUGUAUUAUUAUUAUUAUUUCAUAUCUAUAUUGUUGGUGUUGAUCGAUCUGUGAUCGUCACCGUGUUAUUUCGUAUUACUAACUUUAGUAUAUAAAAAAAUAUUAUAUGUAAUACGAUAAUAUAUAUUUUCCGUCAUGUUAUCAGAAACAUUGUUCAUCUUCUUUCAUAUAUUAUACAGUCCAUUUUUUUUUUUUUUUUUAAAGGUUUGUGUGCAACCCAGUCGCACAUUUUGGUCCAUUUGUCCGGAUUUUGAAUUGUUUUUUAAAUACUUAAUUUAUCAUGCCACCGAAAACCAAAGACAAUGCUUAGCGUGAAUUGACACGUGCGCGUUUAAAACGGGAUCGGGCUUUAAAGUCGAUCCAAAGUAUUUACGCCGCAGCAUUAGUAGCACAAUCGGACGCUACAAAACAACCUGUGUUUCUUGCUCGAUCUAUCUAUCUCGAAUCUUUUUACAACGAUUUUCGACGGCAACAGGACGUCAUUAUGAAUUCGUUGAUCAACCUCGAUCGCUCAGAAGAAUUCGAACAAACCGACUAGCCGGUUGACACGUCAACGGAAUCUAUGUUUUUUGAAAUUAAAUCAUUAAUCGGUCCGACAACCGACGUUAAUGAAAGUUCGUCGCGGCCAUCUAAUACAAACACCGGUCGCAUAUUACCAUUCUGCACAUCAAAUAAAACCCAUACAAAAAUACGGCUUUCUCAUUGGUUCAACAUUUGUUGCGGUAUAUGAUAUCUUAUCAUAGUUAAAUUUAUUUUAAUUUCAUGAUAAUACAAUGAGAUUUUUCAUUAUUCAAAAAUUAUAUAAAUUAUUAUUACAAACAUAUAAACUUAUAAA
Messenger RNA from Aphis gossypii (cotton aphid), 4947 nucleotides. RefSeq lists its product as uncharacterized. NCBI's taxonomy places the organism in Eukaryota, Metazoa, Arthropoda, Insecta, Hemiptera, Aphididae. The transcript has 2 exons. The coding region runs from base 2469 to 3191 and encodes 240 amino acids. The record is from RefSeq and is a predicted model, not a curated record.